Molecule: messenger RNA, 1170 nt
Organism: Dendrobium catenatum
Lineage: Eukaryota; Viridiplantae; Streptophyta; Magnoliopsida; Asparagales; Orchidaceae
Product: LIM domain-containing protein WLIM1
Exons: 5
Coding region: 318-905 (195 amino acids)
Biological process (GO): actin filament bundle assembly
Cellular component (GO): plasma membrane; actin cytoskeleton
Molecular function (GO): actin filament binding
Source: RefSeq, a predicted model, not a curated record
AUCGAUCAAUCCUCCUCCUCCUCUCUCUCUCUCUCUCUCUCUCUCUCUCUAUUCUGGUUUUGCUUUCUCUCUCCGCAAUUUUCUACAACUGCCAGCCAUCUCUGACCCCAUAUGCACAUCCCCCAUCAUAUCCUGGCAUCCUUUUUUCUUCUCUCCCCUUCAUUCCUCUGCUCCCGUCGGCUGUCUCUCUCUCCUCUUUCUAGCUGUUCCCUGGCCUGUUGCUUCCUGUGUUGAUUGAAGGAAAUCAGCAGGAAGCACAGAGAGAGAGAAAGAGGAAGGGGGAAACGCAAACAAAGAGGUGAGAGAUCAGAGGAAGAAUGGCGUUUGCAGGGACAACACAGAAAUGCAUGGCCUGCGAUAAAACGGUGUACUUGGUGGACAAGCUCACCGCCGACAACCGAAUCUAUCACAAGGCUUGCUUUCGAUGCCACCAUUGCAAAGGAACUUUAAAGUUGGGAAAUUACAAUUCAUUUGAUGGAGUUCUAUACUGUAGGCCUCACUUCGAUCAGAUCUUUAAGAGAACUGGCAGCCUUGAAAAAAGCUUUGAAGGUACCCCAAAGAUUGUCAAACCAGAGAAACAUGUUGAUAGCGAGAAACCUAUGAGUAGUAAGGCAUCAAUUGCUUUUGCUGGGACCAGAGAGAAAUGUGUUGGGUGCAACAAGACUGUCUAUCCAAUUGAAAGAGUGACCGUUAAUGGAACUCCUUAUCACAAGAGCUGCUUCAAGUGCACUUAUGGCGGUUGUGUUAUCAGCCCUUCUAACUACAUAGCACAUGAAGGGAAGCUCUACUGUAAGCACCACCACAAUCAACUCAUCAAGGAGAAAGGCAACUUGAGUCAGCUGGAGAAUGAUCAUGGUAAGAUGGUUGUGGAAACCUCGGUCGGUGCAACAGCUACUGAAGCAUAAAUAUAUUUUAUAGAUGCUUUAAGUCAACUUCAUCUUGUAUUUCUUUUAGUAUGAUGUGCUUUAAUUUCUUCUUUGAUCUUCUCCCUUGAAGAUUGUGAGUUGUAUAACUACAGUUUUAAUUUGCAUGAUUUUAUUAAAUGAAAUCUGUGUGCUUGUGGCCAAGGGAUCCAGAGUUGGGUUCCUUAACCUACUAUGUUUCCUCUGAAAAGAAGAAUGUAUUCGGAUUUAUUAUGAGUUUGAAUUUACCAAUAAAGUGUUCUCAGAA